This is a messenger RNA of Gastrolobium bilobum, 996 nucleotides long. RefSeq lists its product as uncharacterized. The coding region runs from base 1 to 996 and encodes 331 amino acids. The transcript has 3 exons. The record is from RefSeq and is a predicted model, not a curated record. Lineage: Eukaryota; Viridiplantae; Streptophyta; Magnoliopsida; Fabales; Fabaceae.
AUGACUUCACAAAAAAUUCAGAAAGAUCUUGUUCAAGCUUGUGCUGAUUUGACUGUUAAAGCAAUAAUUAUUGAUCUCGGCAACGAUUACUUUUCGUUGUUAGUUGAUGAAGCUCGUGAUGUUGCAAUUAAAGAACAAAUGACAGUUGUACUUCAGUAUGUAAACAAAAAGGGGUCCAUUGUUGAAUAUACUACUGCACAAUCACUAAAAGUUGCGAUUGAUGGGUUGUUUUCUAAACUCGGUUUAAGUUUGUCUAAAUGUCGCGGUCAAGGCUAUGAUGAUGCUAGUAAUAUGCGAGGUGAAUUCAAAGGGCUUAAGAGUUUGAUUUUGGCAGACAACAAAUCUGCAUUUUAUAUUCAUUAUUUUGCUCAUCAGUUGCAAUUGGCACUUAUAAAGGUUGCAAAACAUUAUACGAAGAUUCAAGAAUUUUUUGAUAUGCUUCAAAAGAUGGCUACCGUUGUGGGGGGUUCAUGCAAGCGGAAAGAAAUUCUUCUAAUGAAUCAAUAUGAGCAAAUAGUUGAAAGAAUUGCUCGCAGUGAAAUACUAACUGGAAAAGGUUUGAAUCAAGAGACAACCAUAAAGCGACCUGGAGACACUCGUUGCAUUUUGUAUGCCACGGAGGAUUUUGAGUUUGCAUUCUUGUUGCAUCUUAUGAAACUUAUCUUGGGGAUUUCUUAUGAGUUGUCACAAGCACUACAAAGAAAAGAUCAAGACCUUUUAAAUGCAAUUGGUUUAGUAAAGGUAGUCAAGUCUCGCUUACAAGAGGUGAGAGAUAAUGGUUUUGAUGAAUUGCUUCAAGAAACGAACAUAUUUGCCAAUAAAUAUGAUAUUGACAUUCCAAAUAUGGAAGAUGUUUAUUGCCCUAAAGGAAGAUCAAGACGGAGAUUGAAAUCAUUCACAUUCUUGCACUACUUUAAGGUGGAGUUAUUUAAUAGAGUGAUAGAUACUCAGGUUCAAGAGUUGGGUGAUCGAUUUGAUAAUGUCAAUACCAAGUAG